Molecule: messenger RNA, 354 nt
Organism: Aspergillus wentii DTO 134E9
Lineage: Eukaryota; Fungi; Ascomycota; Eurotiomycetes; Eurotiales; Aspergillaceae
Exons: 2
Coding region: 1-354 (117 amino acids)
Source: RefSeq, a predicted model, not a curated record
AUGUCUACGACUACAACCACUCAGACAAACACACUGUCUAUCCUCGCAGACUACGAGCUGCAUCACAGUGGCUCUGACAACGUUCAUGAAUCCCACGAGCCUGCAGUGCCACCAGUCCAGUCGCAACCGGCCAACUGGCCUUCAAAUCACCGCCGGGUGCCAGCAUACCGGCCUAUAAACCGUAACUUGGAAUUCGACGAGAGGCCAGCGGGCAGCAAUCCAGCCGAGUUUGUAUUUAUUCAAACAAUGCUUCAUGGAGUGUGGCUGAACGCGGCCGUGUCGCGACUAUGGCGAUUCACCGGAGGCAGAAUCAACGAUCGGAUAUUCCAUUACGAAGUCGGAGGAGAAUGGUGA